GAGCCUUUGACAUGGGGAGGCGGGGCUGCGCAUGCGCAACGAGUUCGGCAGGGGAAGAUGGCGGAUGACAAGGAUUCUCUGCCCAAGCUUAAGGACCUGACGUUUCUCAAGAACCAGCUGGAGCGCCUACAGCAGCGUGUGGAAGACGAAGUCAACAGUGGUGUGGGCCAGGAUGGCUCACUCUUGUCCUCCCCAUUCCUCAAGGGAUUCCUGGCAGGCUAUGUGGUGGCCAAACUGAGGGCAUCAGCAGUGUUGGGCUUUGCAGUGGGCACUUGCACUGGCAUCUAUGCAGCUCAGGCAUAUGCUGUACCCAAUGUGGAGAAGACACUGAAGAACUACUUUAAGUCACUACGAAAGGGGCCUGACUAGACCCUUUGGGGAAAGCAGGAUGGGCAUGUUGGGCCUGCAGGUAGAGACCUUUCCGUCACUGACCCUCCACCUGACCUCCCUUGCUAUUGUUCAUUUGCUGUGUCCCCCUCUUCUGCCCUUUACGUCCUUGCUUUUGUUCCUACAGAGAAUGGACAGUGGUUUUUCAGCCUGCCCCCUACAUUCCUUUCCUCCCUAAUGCCAUCGGACUGGCCCUAAAACCAUGGGUCAUGAGCUCCCUCUUCAAGACCUAACCGUGGAAUGUGCAGCUGACUCUGACCCUCAAUAUUCUCUCUGGUGAUGUACCACAAUUCCACACUCAAUUGCCUACAAAUGUGUAGCAGUCCCUUUAUUCCUUGCUAGCUACACAGGCCACUGAGGGCCUUGUGUGGGCCAUGAGUGUGGAAGAUGGGGGUAUGCCAGGCCUAGCCCGUCCAAGACAGGCUCGCUGGACCCUGAUGCUUUUCCUGUCUACUGCCAUGUAUGGUGCCCAUGCACCAUUCUUAGCACUGUGCCAUGUGGAUGGUCGAGUGCCCUUCCGACCCUCCUCAGCUGUGUUACUUACUGAGCUGACCAAGCUACUAUUGUGCGCCUUCUCCCUCCUAGUAGGCUGGCAAACAUGGCCCCAGGGCACAGCACCCUGGCGCCAGGCCGCACCUUUUGCAUUGUCAGCCCUGCUCUAUGGCGCCAACAACAACCUGGUGAUCUAUCUGCAGCGUUACAUGGACCCCAGCACCUAUCAGGUGCUGAGCAAUCUCAAGAUUGGAAGCACGGCUCUGUUGUACUGCCUCUGCCUUGGGCAUCGCCUCUCUGCACGUCAGGGAUUGGCAUUGCUGCUGCUGAUGGCUGCAGGAGCCUGCUAUGCAUCCGGUGGCUUUCAGGAUCCUACGAACACCCUUCCUGGGCCCCCAUCAGCAGCUGGCGCCCGUCCCAUGCCCUUGCAUAUCACUCCACUGGGACUUCUGCUCCUCAGCUUAUACUGCCUCAUCUCCGGCUUGUCAUCGGUGUACACAGAGCUGAUCAUGAAGCGGCAGCGUUUGCCCUUGACUCUCCAGAACCUCUUCCUCUACACAUUUGGGGUGAUUCUGAACCUUGGACUGUAUGCUAGCAGUGGCCCAGGUCCGGGCUUCCUAGAAGGUUUCUCUGGAUGGGCAGUGCUUGUGGUGCUGAACCAGGCUGUAAAUGGACUGCUCAUGUCAGCAGUCAUGAAGCAUGGCGGCAGCAUCACGCGCCUCUUCAUCGUGUCCUGCUCGUUGGUGGUCAAUGCUGUGCUUUCAGCAGUGCUGCUACAGCUGCAGCUCACAGCUGUCUUUUUCCUGGCCACACUGCUCAUUGGUCUGGCUGUGUGCUUGUACUAUGGUAGCCCCUAAGUCCUUGACCACCUCCAUUCUCACUUGUGGCUGUGUAGAUUAGAUGCAACCACUGGAGCCACCUGCCAUCUCCCUACCCCCACCCCCUCAGCAGUAACAAGUGCCUUGUAAGAAAAGCUAGGGUGGCCAGGUUAGGAUGUUCAGGUCGGGGAGAGUUACCCUGAGGAGACUUUAUAUAGAGAGUGUGCUUGGUUAAGAAGACGCUUAAGUGCACCCCUGUAUACCUUCAUACUAAAGAAAAAGAUCUGGGCAGCCUGUCCUUGAGGAACCCCGCCUUGUCCUGCAUAAACAUGGCUGCUUCAAGUGAAGUUUUACUCUCCAUGCCUGCUGUGGUCAUUCCUGAAGACACCCUGCCCCGAAGCUUGGUGCUGGCUCCUCCAGCCCAGCAUGCCUUCCACAUAAGAGAUACCUAGUUUGCCCCUCCACAGUACUGUUGCCCUUCCCAGCCGUUGUUCUGGAAAGGUCAGAAGGGGCUGGGGCUUGACUCAUCUCAGGGAACACCGCCCCUGGGCCCUGACUUAAGCCUACACUCCUGAUCCCUGUGCUAACUUGAGAGCCCUGUGGAAGCCUGCUUCACCUCUUAAGACACUUGGGAGGUGCUGUUCUUCCCACUCUUGCCCCUUCCUAGUGGUAUCCCAGCUUCCAGUAACUUGGAAGGGCUCUGCAGAGGAACCAGGUACAGAAAACAUAGAAAAUCAGUGUCCAACUACUUAAGCAAUAAGGUCUUAAUAAAGUGUUCUAGGGUGUAGGGUGCUUCCUACAACCAUUUUGUUGUUC
This is a messenger RNA of Psammomys obesus (fat sand rat), 2513 nucleotides long. Its product is annotated as SLC35A4 upstream open reading frame protein. The coding region runs from base 58 to 369 and encodes 103 amino acids. NCBI's taxonomy places the organism in Eukaryota, Metazoa, Chordata, Mammalia, Rodentia, Muridae. The transcript has 3 exons. The record is from RefSeq and is a predicted model, not a curated record.